UACAUUAGUUAAUGAUUAAACCUCAGGGCUUCAUGAAACACCGCAAGGAAAUCAGAACGAAAUCACUUGCAUUGCACACCGUCGUCUUCUCUGCAAAACCCUAAUCCGUCAAUAGAAAUCAAUCGAUUGAAAAUGAGAGCAACGAGAUUCACUAAUCUAACAAAAAACACCCGCUUUUCACUGCAGUCCAGUUCUUCCUAUUGCUCUGGUGGUGCAGGUAGUGGUCGCGGUCGCGGCCGCGGUGGCGUCGUCUCCGGUUCCUCGCCGUUUGACCAUUUUUCUCCGAAAAAAAUCAUAGGUCAACCUACAAAAGAGUCAAAACCCGAGUCGACACCGAGUCAAAACUCAGGGCAAAGCCCCCCUGUUCCUCCUCUCUCCACUGAGCUUCCUUCUUUUUCCUCUUUCAUCUCCUCGGUCAAAUCAGGUGGUGCCGGACGCGGCCGAGGGCAUGUGAAUCCCGGGACUGAACCUAGUCAAACCACGGACUCUCCCAAACCGCCGAGAUUAAACACUAGGUCAGAGUUUUCCUCAGAGUCGACACAGCCGACUGAGCCCAACCUCCCAUCGAGUGUCCUCUCUGUCUUUUCCGGAGCAGGGCGUGGGAAGCCAGGUGUACAACCAUCUCCACCCCUUCCCAAAGUAGAGGAAGAAAAUAGGCAUAUUCGGGCCCGAACUGGCCGCGAUUCUGCCCAAUCCGAACCUGAACCUGCCCGACCAAAGUUGAACCGAGAGGAGGCUGUUAAACAGGCUUUGAGGGUUUUAUCACAGGGUGGUGGAGGUGAGAGAGAAGGGAGAGAGCGGAUUAGCACCGCUGAAGCAUGGCCGGGCCGAGGACGGGGCAGGGGAAGAGGAAGAGGAAGAGGGAGAGGGAGAGGGAGAGGAGGAGAGAGGGUUUUUGCUAGAGAAAUGGAGGAUAAAGAUGAAGGAUUUGCUGCAGGUUUGUAUUUGGGAGACAACGCUGAUGGGGAGAAAUUGGCUGAGAAAAUCGGUGUUGGGAAUAUGAAUAAUUUGGUUGAAGGGUUUGAGGAGAUGAGUGGUAGAGUGUUACCUUCUCCUAUGGAUGACGCAUAUUUGGAUGCUUUCCAUACAAAUUGCAUGAUUGAGUUUGAACCUGAGUACCUGAUGGAGUUUGAGUCAAAUCCAGACAUUGAUGAGAAACCGCCUAUUCCCCUUAGGGAUGCACUUGAGAAGAUGAAACCGUUCUUGAUGGCCUAUGAGGGAAUUCAAAGUCAUGAAGAGUGGGAGGAAGCUGUCAAUGAAGUUAUGGAGAGAGUGCCGUUACUGAAAGAGCUUGUUGAUGAGUACAGUGGACCUGAUAGGGUAACUGCUAAGCAACAACAGGAGGAGUUGGAAAGAGUAGCCAAAACUGUUCCCAAAAGUGCACCAGCUUCUGUAAAACGGUUUGCAAACCGUGCAGUCCUUUCUCUUCAGAGUAACCCUGGUUGGGGAUUUGACAAAAAGUGCCAAUUCAUGGAUAAGCUUGUGUGGGAAGUUUCUCAACAUUACAAGUAAGACUGAAAUGCGUAUUUGAUACUGCCAGCAAAGAUUCCUGGGUUGAAUUAUGAGGCCAUCUGGAUGGCAAACAUUGAGGUUAUUCACAAUUUCUUUGGAAAAAAAGGAGCAGAGAUUUUUUUUUUUGGUUCUAAAUUAUGUGCUUAAUAAGCUCUUCCAAAAUUUUGUGCUAAGUGUUAUCUUGUUUUAUUUAUAAUGUAUAUUAGAAAUUAUAAUCAUAAUUUUCUUGGGUAAGAUUUGAGUAUGAUGUUAAACUGAUUUAAAGAUUAUAUGCAGUAGGAGCAGUAGAUUUGAUCA
This is a messenger RNA of Mangifera indica (mango), 1809 nucleotides long. RefSeq lists its product as uncharacterized. The record is from RefSeq and is a predicted model, not a curated record. The transcript has 4 exons. Bases 133 to 1512 code for a protein of 459 amino acids. NCBI's taxonomy places the organism in Eukaryota, Viridiplantae, Streptophyta, Magnoliopsida, Sapindales, Anacardiaceae.